AUCCCCACCUUUGCUGCGCACUCCUCUGUCGUGUCAACAGUCAGCCUCUGCUGAACUCCUCAGGCCGGCCAUGGGAGACACUCUGUGCAGCGGGAUCCUGUACCUGAUGACAUGCUGCUGCUGUUGCUCUUCCUCAGACCCCGGCUCGGACGGCUCAGGCCUCUGCGCCUCGACAUCCGUCUUCCCGUGCCUCAGCAGCAGCGCGAGGAACCGCGACCCGCGCGAGGCGGCGCUGGAGCGCGAGUUUUUGGAGCGCGGGUACAGAAAGGAUCCGGGGUCGGGGCGCAUCACGACUGCGCGAAAAGACUCCGAUCAGGCGGAGAAGGCUGGUGGCACGGGCACGGUUUCGGAUCCGCCGGGGAGGAUAGAGGGUCUGCCGAGAGUCGGGGCCGGUGGCGUGGCGGGUGAUGGGAAUUCUGCUGGCAUCAACUUUUGAAUUUUGGACGUCUCUCAUAUUGGCUUGUCAGCUUGUGCGAUAGGACGCACCAGAAACCCGGUUCCCCACAUAGCCAUCCGAAUCAACGGUCAUCGUCAUCAUCAUGGACUGAGAAUCUUGCGAGACUGAAUCGGGUCGGUACUCCAGUUCUUGUAUCUGAUAUGUACCUCUUCCACAGUAACUGCAUUUGCUUUUGAACAAA
This is a messenger RNA of Mycena citricolor, 638 nucleotides long. The record is from the annotation of a GenBank genome assembly. NCBI's taxonomy places the organism in Eukaryota, Fungi, Basidiomycota, Agaricomycetes, Agaricales, Mycenaceae.